This is a messenger RNA of Odocoileus virginianus texanus, 1745 nucleotides long. Lineage: Eukaryota; Metazoa; Chordata; Mammalia; Artiodactyla; Cervidae. The record is from RefSeq and is a predicted model, not a curated record.
UUUGCGCAAAUUCAUGUCCGUUGUUAGCCUAUUUUCUAAUUUCUCUUAGGCUCAAAACUUAUCUGCCAGAGAAAAAAAUAGCAGCUCUUUUAGAAGUUGGGUAUAAGAAAUAGUUGAUAUGAUAUGUAAAGUACUUUCAAUGCUUAUUCCUUGUAAGUGCACAAUAAACAUUAGCUGCCACAAUUAUUAUUAUGGGAAGGAUUUUCCUCGUAAUCAAUGGGAAUGCAGGGCAAUUCUCAUUGUCUUCUACUAACAAAGCUUUCAAAUGACACAUUGCCAAGCAAUUAUUUCCUUAUAUAACUAUGUAAUGUCUAUACAUUAAUCCAAUGUGGGGUUAAUUGUACUAAGAAGGUAAUACUUAAAGAAAAACUUUAGCACUAAAAAAAAGUGGGUUUUUUGGGUAACUAAGUAUGACAUGACUGAAUGCUGGUUAGGAAAAGUUCUGCCUCUGCGUCAGAAAGUCCCUAUGGUUUGUAAGCCUUUGUCAGAUUUUUUUUUGGAUCAUAUUAUUUUGAGAAUUUCAAUAUUUAGAAAUAUAUGAUGCUUUGUGAAUAGGAUACCAUAGCUCAGGGCCUGAAGGUUACUCUUUGAGUUUAGCACUCUCUUUGUGGGCUUACUUUCUUCAUCACGUGAGAAAGUACUUGAUAUCAAUGAUCCUUCUCGGACAAUCUCAUUAAAAGCUGACUUGAAACAGCAAAUAAUUAUGGGGCCAAAAAUGCCAAAGCUUUAAAGAGAAGUCUAUUAUGUAAUAACUUAUAGACAUCUUCACAGGAAAAUAUCAACGAGCCACACGCCAUUUCCCUAAUAACGCAUAGAAAAACUAGACCUUACAUGCUGGAGAUGUAGAAAAAUUGAUGUUUAUCCUGGUCAAACAAAAAAAUGAUGGGGAUAAUUUUUUCUCAAAUCAAAGCUAUGAAUGUCACAUUCAGAAGUUAACUGUUCUAGUUGUGGAAAAACGAAUCUGUCCACUUGAUGAAGACUCCGGAGAUGCUACCAAACAUGCCAGCAAAAGGGAACCUGAGUUUCCUAGUUUUUUCAUUUCGUCCAUCUUCCUGCUCCUGCUCUUGGUUGCCCAGACACUGAGAGCAUGCCGCAGGUUUCCUGGAAUUCGCAGUAAAGCAGAUAACCUCAGCUUUCUUCAAAACCUUGUCUGUCAUUCAAUCCUUCCGCCAGAUUCCUCAUGUUUGACUGCAAGAUCUCUGGGCACAGGCAUGUUUAUUGCUCUAUAUGUACAAGAUCAUCUUACAACAUAUGAUAAGGACCACAUCCAAGCUAUCACUGAUGCUCUGAUUAAUGCAUGCCACAACAAAUAUGCUGUCACCAAAGCAACCACAUUAAAUGAUGAUGAAAUUAUAAGCACUGUGAGUGACCUCUCUGGAGCUGAUGGAAAGAUUGGGAUGAAAUCACCCAGGUUUGAAGACAGGAAACUUUUACCCUACACAGAAGCUUUUAUAAAUGAAAUAUUCAGGCACGCCUCGUUUCUUCCUUUCACUAUUCCUCAUUGUGGAAGUACGGGAAUGCCUCUCCGCCUGUGGUAAUCGGCACAGCAGAAUGCAGUGGCCUCAGCCCAGGGACCUCGAAGGGAAAGACCACCAGCUGAGUCAAACCCAGACAGUGAGCCGCUCAGGCCCCUGGAUUUUGCCUCUCUAGUUUGCUCUCCAUAUUUCACAUGAUCUCUUUCCUUCAGAUCCCCUCUCUGGUUGAAGCAGAUUUCAUCUUUAACUUCAUAAAAAAGUGAAGUGUUA